AUGAAGCGAAAUAGCUUGAAAAUCUGCAGCCGCUGCAUUAGUCGAGACAGGAAGAAAGGCCCCAACGAGCCCUACUUCUUUAGCGCUGCGAACAACCUUGACUUCGGGGAAGUCCCCGGCAAUCUACCUGAUCUAACGAUGGUCGAGGAGAUGCUCAUUGCUAGAGUUCACGUACAUGUGAAGGUCCUGCAGCGCCACCACCGGGGCUAUCGCGAUAUCGUCGUCCCCAAAGGCCCCGUCGAGGAGGCUGUGGAAGAGGAUCCUAGCGAUGCCGAUGCAUCAGCGAUCCCGAAUUUGCAGGUUACCGAUACCGAAUUGAACGCUCUGCAGUCCCGAUUUCUUGAUGUUCGCAGGACCCCCAUCGACGAAUUCAACCGUUCCCAGCCGCUGCUAACGCUUGCAUUCCCUACCCUCUACCCUGACGGCAAGGCCGACUUCGUGGAGCCUCGUUUACGGAGCAUCACGUUCCAGGACUACCUUGCCCAUGCGAUGAGAUGGCAUGACGGACGUUUCGCCCGCCAUAAGACGUGGCCUUUCGUCGCCCUCAACACGCUGUUACAGGAAGCAAUGGCUGAGCCUGACGAGCCGGAGGCUCAGGUCCUGAUCCAGUCGAUCACGCGCCAAGCCGCAGAGUUGGAAGCAUAUGCCUAUAAUCUAGGCAAGCCCGGCCUUUUCGCUACUGCAAGUGCAGCCGAUUACCACUGGGAAUCCCUAUACCGCCAUAUGCCUCGAUUUGACGAGUGGCAAACAGCUCCUGAGGCGGCGCGGAUGGCUAUUGUCUUGAAGCAGAAGUUCAACCUAACGGACUCUUGGGGCCGCUACGAGUGGGGCGAGCGGAACGAUGGCCAGAUUAACCACUACAACCGCUUGCUUACCGUUGCGUGGCUAGCCAAUACAGAUGUUUCGCCUUGCACGAGUCUACAGCAGGUAAUCGAUUACGCGGCCAAAUACUGCUCCAAGUCGGAAAAGAAGAGCGAGUCUUUUGCCCAGAUUGGGAAGGCCCUGAUGCCCCGGGUCAAGGACCACAACCCCUUGAUUUCCUUCACGUCAAAGCUCCUCAAUCAGCUGGUUGCGGAGCGGGAUUACUCGAAGCAGGAGGUCAGCCACUUGCUCCUCGGCCUGCCGUUACAGGAAGGGCAUUCCCGCUCCCUCCGUAUUGACGGCGAUGAGGUGGACGAGGCCCCCAACGUUUACGAAAAGUACACUCAACGCCCGGAAGCCCUAGCGGACCUAAGCUACGUCUCCUUCCUGAAAUGCUGGAAUUUCCGCCCUAGGGACCCUUCAAAGUGGAAGCAAUGGCAGCCAGGCAACAUUAACGGCAGGCCUCGAGUGCUGGUUUACUUUCCUCGCUAUCAGGCUGAUCCAGAAGGUCAACAGUGGUCAGAUUACUGUCGUGAAGAUCUUGACCUACUUGGCCGCCGCGAUAUCGACAUCAAUUACGACUGGACACAGCAUGUGGGUACUUAUCCGGAACUCCGAGACGGCUACUGGAAAGACCUUAUCGCUAGCCACCCCAUGGCCAACGAUGUGGAGGUCCUUGGCCCUCACUGGCGUAAUACGCUGAAUACGCAACAACGGCUCGUGUACGACACAUUCAUGGGCCACUUCCAGGCGCAAAAUCCUGCUCAAAUCCUUCUCCACGUUGAUGGUGGUGGUGGCACAGCCGCCCUACCGAAUCCUAGCCCUAUAUGCCGCGUGGCGCCAACAGGCGUUGCGAGUAACCAGAUACAGGGCAGCACCAUUCAUUCGUUGCUGCGCCUCCCAGUAGGCGGUACUUUCACCGACCUUCCCCCGGCCGACGCAGCCGCCCUUCAGUCCCGCCUACGGCACAUCAAAUACCUCGUUAUCGAUGAAAAGAGCAUGCUAGGGCUUGAGCAGCUCGCGCGGAUCGAUUCCCGUUUGCGACAAGCCUUUCCACAGCGUAACCUCGAGUUCUUUGGUGGUCGCCAGGCUGGUGAUGAUCAGGCCCAGUUCCGUCAGGCGUUGCAGGAACUGCGUGAUGUAAAGUUAUCUAUACCAUCCUGGAACCUCCUUAGCAAUCGGGUACAGGCACGGGUCAACCAAUACAACCACGAGCAUAUGGUGCAUCUCAACGCCCCGGCAAUACAAGUGGAGGCAAAGAAUCACGGCAACGGCGCUGGGCAGGCACCAAGCAACAAUGCUGGCAAUCUAUCUAACAAGUUCCCUGUUGCUAAGGGCACCAGGGUGAUGCUCACGACUAAUCUGUGGCAAUCAGCUGGCCUAGUUAACGGUGCUCAGGGAAAAUCUCACCCCAUCCUGCCAGUCAGGCGGGACUUCCUUGUGGGCAACGAGACCUGCGCUCGCACGCAGUUUCCCCUAAUCGUGGCGUUUGCUAUUACUGUUCACAAAUGCCAGAGCCUAACAAAGGAUAAAAUAGUUACUGAUCUCGCUACACGCGACUUCCAGGCCGGUAUUAGCUAUGUUGCCGUCUCACGGGUUACCUCGCUCCAAGGCUUACUCCUUGAGGCGCCGUUCGAUCGUCAGAGCCUCUAUAACCACACGCCGACGGAAGGGAUGAAGAUGCGCCUCGCUGACCAACAACGGCGUCAGGGUCAACAGCUGAGCGAUCCACUGUAUCCACCACUCUACCGUGACUAA
Messenger RNA from Hirsutella rhossiliensis, 2619 nucleotides. Its product is annotated as PIF1-like helicase domain-containing protein. The transcript has 15 exons. The record is from RefSeq and is a predicted model, not a curated record. Gene Ontology annotation, biological process: telomere maintenance; DNA repair. Gene Ontology annotation, molecular function: DNA helicase activity. The coding region runs from base 1 to 2619 and encodes 872 amino acids. NCBI's taxonomy places the organism in Eukaryota, Fungi, Ascomycota, Sordariomycetes, Hypocreales, Ophiocordycipitaceae.